GUAGAAAGUGAAUGCCUUAACCUUACACUGGCGAUAGCAUCACUAACUACUGCAAAUUUGUCAAAAGAUGAAUUUGUGAAGCCAAGUAACGUUGUCAUCUCCGGUGCAACAACCGCCAAUUCAUUGUUCUUAUAGCAAGACAUUAUAUGUUGCAGCUUUGCAGAAUGGCAUACGUGUUCUGACAAUUGAUGAUAUUUCCAAACAGUUUCUUACCUCAUUCAUUAGAACAAGCGUGCGCAGCCUUCUCCUAUCAUCGCAGCUAUUGUGCGGUACAACCACUGUUAUAACAAUGUCCAUUUCUUUCUGUUGAGAACGUUUUUUUUCCAUGCAAAGAAAUAUUGGAACACUUUUUCUUCUGAAAAAAAAAUCCCAAAUAAUAAUAACAACAAGUUUCAUUGCUAUUUGUGUUGCUUCGUUUGAAAGUCUACUGAGAUACCAAAAUAUGAAAGGAAAUACGCGUAAUAGUUAUGAUGUGGAGGCAGGAGGAGACAAAAGUGUUCACGCUGAGGAAAUGGUGGACAUGGUCGGCCUUGAGGACGGCGCGGAACGUUCCCACACCGAGGACAUGCAACCGACCAAAGUGACGUCAGUUCUACUGGGAUGUCGUCAAAAUGUAAUCUCCUGUUGUUCCACACACAAACGAGCCGUGUCAAACGUUCUGCAACUCCUGUUUUUCAUUGGACUUUGUGUAUAUCUCGGGUUUGCCUUCCAUCAUUCUUUCGGUGAUGAACAGUCUGUGACGCUAUUGGCAGUGUCAUGUGUGCUUACUGUGGCCUGUCUGUACUCCAAGUUAUCUCCUAACGUGGGGAUGGCGGCUAGGAAGGCUUGCUCCUCCAUCUCAAGUCCAUUCUCGCCCAAAACAAAAUCAAGGAUAUAUUGGAUAGCUCUUUCCUUGAUGAUGACGUCACUGGUGCUGUACGUCCUGGUGGACACAGCCCUGAGUCGACCCCGGAACCUGAUCUCGGCGCUGGGAGUGCUGGUCUUUGUGGCCCUCAUGUUCUGUCUUUCUAAGGACCCGGGAAAGGUGCGCUGGCGGCCCGUAGUAUGGGGCUUGCUUCUGCAGUUUGUCUUCGGCCUGCUCGUUCUUCGGACACGCUGGGGUUACGCCAGUUUUCAAUGGCUCGCUGACCGCGUCACUGAGUACUUGGACCAUACAGACAAGGGGACAAGCUUCGUCUUCGGCAAGAGCUAUGGAGACCAUUUCUUUGCUUUCAGGGUGAUGUCCACCAUCAUUGUGUUCAGCUCUACCAUCAGCGUGCUCUACCACCUGGGCGCCAUGCAGAUCGCCAUUGACGCCAUCACACACAUAAUCAGGGUCAGUCUGGGUACAGGACCUAUGGAGACGCUGCACGCCGCUUUCAACAUCUUUGUCGGAUGGGCGGAGACAAUCCCUGUUGUAAAACCACUGCUGGACCAGAUGACCAAGUCAGAGCUACACGCCAUCAUGACCAAUGGAUUCUCCACAGUCUCCGGUGGCGCGAUGGCCGCCUAUAUACUCUAUGGGGCGCCAGCCAACCACCUGAUCUCUGCCUCUUUUAUGUCUGCCCCUGCUGCUCUGGCGAUGGGAAAACUGUUCUACCCAGAGAAUGUUCCAGGUCGACGAAAACAGAAGGCGCCGGUUAUACCCAGAUCAACAAGUGGUGUGAUCGAGGCGGCCUCUGCCGGGGCCGUGAGUGCCAUACCUCUCAUCGCCUACAUCCUGGUCCAUGCCAUAGCCUUCCUCUCCAUCUUGGACUUCAUCAACGAUACCCUGGCCUGGCUCGGAGCGCGGGUCGGCAUCGCACCGCCAAACUACCCGGUGCUCUCAUUUCAGUUCAUCAGCUCUUACUUAUUGUGGCCAGUGGCCUUCCUGAUGGGCGUGGUACCGGACGACUGUCGCGUAGUGGCCCGGAUGUUGGGUGUCAAGGUGUUUGUGAAUGAGUUCCUUGCCUUUGAGGACCUUGGCAAGGUACGCUCUAACAACGUAGCUCUCUUGAACUACACAACAGUUUUGCCAAAUGCAACUUGGUCGUGGACACAAACUGAUGACGUCAUCCUGGACAUGUCUGGUCUCGUCCUGAAAGGUGGUGUAAUGUCUGAGCGGUCAGCGACCAUCGCCACGUACGCCUUGUGUGGGUUCUCUGACCUCCUCGCCCUGGGCAUGAUGGUUGGUGCCCUGACUGCUGUGACGUCACAUAGGAAACGUGACGUCAUUGAUGUGGCUCCUCGGGCGCUCUUCUCUGGGGUCAUGGCGUGUUUUCUCACUGCGGCCAUGUCAGGCCUGCUGAUUGACUGACUCUUGCUACUUGAGAUGAGUUGCAGCUGGUCAUCUUUGGGAAGCACACGAUAACACCUCACAUUUUUUGCCUUUUGAAAUUUGUACCGUAUUUUAAAAAACAUCGUUAUUGUCAGCUAGUAUUUUCUCAUCGUUGUUGUUCUUUUACAUCAAGUAAAUAAAAAAAUGAAAUUAAAUAAAUUAAACAGAAAC
Aplysia californica (California sea hare) is the source of this 2467-nucleotide messenger RNA. Its product is annotated as solute carrier family 28 member 3. Lineage: Eukaryota; Metazoa; Mollusca; Gastropoda; Aplysiida; Aplysiidae. The coding region runs from base 326 to 2275 and encodes 649 amino acids. The transcript is spliced from 12 exons. The record is from RefSeq and is a predicted model, not a curated record. Gene Ontology annotation, cellular component: membrane. Gene Ontology annotation, biological process: nucleoside transmembrane transport. Gene Ontology annotation, molecular function: nucleoside:sodium symporter activity.